Molecule: messenger RNA, 1603 nt
Organism: Aspergillus pseudonomiae
Lineage: Eukaryota; Fungi; Ascomycota; Eurotiomycetes; Eurotiales; Aspergillaceae
Gene: eb1
Product: microtubule-binding protein BIM1
Exons: 5
Coding region: 514-1200 (228 amino acids)
Biological process (GO): regulation of microtubule polymerization or depolymerization; protein localization to microtubule plus-end; spindle assembly
Cellular component (GO): microtubule plus-end; spindle midzone; microtubule organizing center
Molecular function (GO): microtubule plus-end binding
Source: RefSeq, a predicted model, not a curated record
GGAUACACAUUGGCUAGCGAUAGAGCGUUGAACUUAAAAAGAUGUUUACUUUGCUUUCUCACUUCAGUCUUCCUGCCAGAAAACAUUCACAGUAGUUAUGAUUAUUGCCUUGCGAUGGUAGACAUCGCCCUGCGAUACAGGGUAUACUCGUCGUGAUCGCUGUGCUACCGGGCGCCGCGUCGAUCAAUAACUGCCCACUUGGGCAGGUAUCCAUCAAAUCCUUGCCUGAGGAAUCGAUACAUUCUCACGGAAAGGGGCAGGGGGCCUUGUGAUUGGCCAAGAUCCCCCUUAGCGUCAUGGCGGUCCCGUGGGUUUUGUCGACAGCAACAAAACAAUCCUCUCAACGAUUACUUUGCCUCAAUUUUCAAACCAAGACCAAACUCUCACGUACCUGCGGAAACGCCCAUCUAUACGACUUCUUUGUUUCCUCUCACACUCCCUUAAUUCAUUGUACCCCCAGGAGCUCUUCCCGCUAUCCCAACCGAACUCAAAACCAGGACCGUAUACCCCACCAUGGGCGAAUCUAGGCAAGAGCUUCUGGCAUGGCUUAACAACCUGUUGCAGCUGAACCUUACCAAGGUUGAGCAGUGCGGCACGGGUGCGGCUCUCUGUCAAGUCUUUGACUCAAUCUUUAUGGAUGUCCCCAUGUCCCGUGUGAAAUUCAACGUCAAUACCGAGUACGCCUACCUUCAAAAUUUCAAGGUUCUUCAAAACGUGUUUGCUCGCCACCAGGUAGACAAGCCGGUACCCGUACAACAACUUACCAAAUGCCGCAUGCAAGACAACCUUGAAUUCCUGCAGUGGACGAAGCGAUACUGGGACCAGCACUUCCCUGGUGGUGAUUACGAUGCUGUUGCUCGUCGGAAGGCUUCGGGUGCUCCCCCUGCUCCUGCUAGUGGUUCUCGCUCAGGCGCAGCAUCGGCGGGAGCCACGCGGCGGGGAGCUACACCUACCACUGCUGCAGCUCGUCCACGAGUCGCUGCAGCAGGUGGGCCUAACGUGUCCGCCUUGCAGCAAGAGAUUGCGACUCAGAAGGAAGCUAUUGCCGGGUUGGAGAAGGAGCGGGAUUUCUAUUUUGCUAAGCUGCGAGACAUUGAGCUUUUGCUGCAAAGUGCCAUCGAGGCAGACCCCGAGUUGGAGAAGGAUGACGAUUCGUUGGUGAAGCACAUUCAAGGUAUUCUGUACUCGACAGAGGUAUGAAAGAUUUCCAUCCCGUUCAAACGAAUACGGACCGGGAGGACUAACUGUCGGACAGGAAGGAUUUGAGAUCCCAGCUGAAGAGGGUGAGGGUGCUGCGGAUGAACUGGAGACAUUCUAAAUUCCGGUUGAGAAACGUUUGUCCGUUUUUAAUACCCCCUCAUAGUAUGACUAGCGUUGCGUGGGUGGUUUUGACCCCUCAUGUUUUGAUUGGAUUUCCUGUUACUCUCCUGAGUUGGGUCCUCGGUCAAGCUGUCGGAGAGAGAGAGAGACAGAGCUUGGCAGCUGGCACGAACUGGAGAGCGAGAAAAUCAUGAGCUGUUUCGUGGACAUUUGGCGAUAGGACAUUUGAAUUUCCGUCAGGCUCCAGACGAGAGUCCAAUAGAAUUGUUCUCUACUUCUAUAG